Oldenlandia corymbosa var. corymbosa is the source of this 924-nucleotide messenger RNA. Lineage: Eukaryota; Viridiplantae; Streptophyta; Magnoliopsida; Gentianales; Rubiaceae. The record is from the annotation of a GenBank genome assembly.
AUGGCCUCAGAACAGAACUCAAACCAGUAUGUUGUUCAACCUUCCUUUGUUGAUGAAGGUGGUAAUGAAACUGUUGGUAAUGUUAUCAACAGUUUUUCGCUGUUAACCAAUCAUGUCGAAGCAUCUGGUCCUUCCAGUCCCAAAACUGUUUUGAUUACCAAUCAUGCUGGAUCAUCUCCCCCGAUCAGUCCCUCCUCAAAUCAAGCAGUUGCUGCAUCUGUUCCCAUAUCUGCAGUUCAAACUAAUGUUGCAUCUGUUCCCAUAACUGCAGCACAAAGAUACAUUGCUGACAUAAAUGGACUGAUUGAUACAAAAAGCAUACAUUUCUUCAUUGUUGCCCGGAUUAUGACGUUAUGGAAAGUACCAGAGUCUUCCAAGAGCAGCAAAAUUAAAUCGAUGGAGAUGACUUUGAUUGAUGCUCAGGGUAGUAAGAUUCAGGCUACCAUUCAUGGCCGCUAUGUGAAAGAUUUUCAAGAUAUCUUAAAAGAAGGUUCUGUAAGAAGGCUGUCACGAUUUGAUCAUGGACUGAACAUUGCUGGUGGUUUUCGAUGUGCUAAACACGAAUACAAAAUCGUGUUUGAAUCAAACACAUUGAUUGAAGCUGUUUUUGAUUUUGACAUUCCAAAUCACAUUUUUGAGUUCACACCUUUUGCAGAAGUUACAAAUUUUGUGGCUAAUUUUGAUUAUUGUUUUGAUCUGAGAGGGCACAUAAUUGCAUACAGUGAUCCUAUUGUUGACUACGGAAAAAAAAGGAUUUCUGUUGAACUUGAAGAUGAAAAGGCUGAUAGGCUGGAAGUAACCUUAUGGGGUGAACAUUCUGACAGAGUUUUGGAAUACAUGGACUCAAUCCCCACUAUUCAUGUUGUGCUUAUUGUACAGUAUGUAAAGUUCAAGAAGUACUACUGUAAGUAUAUUAGUCCUUAA